AGAGAGAGAGAAAGAACCUUUUAUUUAUAGCCCUUCCUUUACUUCCUGCAACUUUUCAGUUUUUCAGUUUCCAUAAAAAUUUGAACAAAGAAAAAAAAAUAGUAUUUCAAAACGACUAUAAAUACACAACAUAAGAAAGAAAACCCUGCACCAUCUCUGUCUUUUUCUUCUUGUUAUUUAUUUAUUUAUUUCUACAAGUUAUAGGUUUGUCCUACUCUAAACCAAGAAACAUGUCACAAAGGUUAGCAUAGAACAAAAUAGGUAGCAACCAUCCUCUAAUCAACUUGUUAUUUGUAACCAAAAUCCAACCUUGUUUGCUUCUUUUUUUGCCUGAUUUUAUGCUGAGAUUAUUUUUUUUAUUUGUUGGUGGUGCUAGUGGUUUACAAAUAUGGCCAUUCAAGCGCAGUUGUAUUCGGAGAAUCUCGGGUUUUCUUUAGGGAGUUCACAGGAUUUAAUGGAUAAUAAUGUUUGUGGAUUCAAUCAAUUUUGUUUUAAUCCUCAACCGCAGCACCAGCAACAACAACAACAGCCCUGUUUGACACAAAUCCAACAGCAACAGUUACAUAUUCUGAACCAGAAAAAUAAUUCCCAGAAUUUGAUGAACACAAAUUAUACCCAAUCACUUAUGUUUCCUCAUACCCUGGCUUCCCUAUUUGAGAAACAGAGGGUCGAGAUUGAUCACUUCAUCAGUUUACAAAACGAGAGGCUGAGAUUGGCUUUACAGGAACAGAGGAAGCAACAAGUUGCAUUAAUCUUGAGAAACUACGAAUCAAAGAUUCAUUUAUUACUGAGACAAAAAGACGAAGAAAUUGCUAAGGCUUGCAAAAGGUCAAAAGAAUUAGAAGAUUUCUUGAAAAGGGUUGAAAUGGAGAAUCAAACAUGGCAGAGAAUCGCUAAUGAAAACGAAGCCAUUGCCGUUUCUUUAAACAAAACAAUCGAACAACUAAGAGAAAAUGCCUGUUUUCAAUCAACCAAUGUAGGAGAUGCAGAGUCUUGCUGUGAUGUACCAUCAAUUGAGGACAAAGUACAAUCAUCACAACAACAAGAAACGAGAAAUAUGAUGUGCAAAAACUGUAAUUCUAGUAAGUCGUGCAUGGUUUUCUUGCCUUGUAGGCAUCUUUCUUCAUGCAAAGAUUGUGACUCUUUUCUCCAUUCUUGCCCUCUCUGUAAUAUGGUCAAGAAAGCAACCAUAGAGGCUUUGAUUUGAUCUUCUUUCAAAAUCAUUAGUCAUUCUUGUUUCCUAAGGAAAAAAUUAGUCACAUAGAGGAA
Solanum dulcamara is the source of this 1269-nucleotide messenger RNA. Its product is annotated as probable BOI-related E3 ubiquitin-protein ligase 2. The record is from RefSeq and is a predicted model, not a curated record. Gene Ontology annotation, molecular function: ubiquitin-protein transferase activity. NCBI's taxonomy places the organism in Eukaryota, Viridiplantae, Streptophyta, Magnoliopsida, Solanales, Solanaceae. The transcript is spliced from 2 exons. Bases 389 to 1207 code for a protein of 272 amino acids.